Mesocestoides corti is the source of this 2106-nucleotide messenger RNA. NCBI's taxonomy places the organism in Eukaryota, Metazoa, Platyhelminthes, Cestoda, Cyclophyllidea, Mesocestoididae. The record is from the annotation of a GenBank genome assembly.
UUUGGUUCUGUUCGAAAGUACAGUAAAAAACAACACUGUUGUUGGACAUGCGAAGAAUGCCAGCCAAACCAGAUAAUUGUCAACUUAACUCAUUGUCAGACCUGCGAGAAUCAAUACUGGCCCACAGCUGACAGGAAAAACUGCGAGCAUCUUGAGGUAGGUUACCUUAAGUUGUUCCUCGUGCGCAAGAGUUUACACCGCCGUCUUAAGAAAGCUGUUACAGGACCUUCACAACGCUGUUAUCGCAGUUUUCUUCAUUACAUUCGGAUAAGCAGUUGGUUUGCCAUCUUCCCCAUGAUCCUGAAUUUUAUCGGUAUCGCAGCAACGGUGGGGGUUAUAGCAACGUUGGCGCUUUACUCGGAAACUCCGGUGGUCCGCGCAACUGGUCGAGAGUUGACCUACCUUCUCCUUUCUGGCUGCCUUCUUUGUUACAUCUCAUCUCUGAUCCUCCUCGUGCCUCCAAACCCCACUGCUUGCGCCAUCCAGCGAGUGGGCAUUGGCCUGGGUUUCGCCAUUAUGUACGCGUCGUUACUAACGAAAACUAAUCGCCUAGCCCGUAUUUUUGACGCCGCAAAAAAGACAACGAAGAGACCUGCUUUCAUAUCCCCUCGCUCACAGCUAGCGAUCGCGGGAGGUUUGGUAGGUCUGCAAUUCGCUUUAUCAGCGAUUUGGCUCGGAUUCGACCCGCCCUCAACCCGUGUGGAUCCACUGCAACCAAAUUUCCUUGUUCUACGCUGCGCCAUUAAGGACAGUAGCAUGGUUACCUCAUUGGCGUACAUUAUGCUUUUGAUCGUCGUAUGCACAAUCUACGCAGUGAAAACUCGUUCCAUCCCUGAGAACUUCAACGAGUCGAGGUUCAUUGGCUUCACAAUGUAUACCACUUGCAUUAUUUGGCUUGCGUUUGUCCCGAUCUAUUUCGCCACAAUGAACAGUUUUGAGAUUCAGAUAUCAACGCUUUCCGUCGCAGUGAGCUUAAGCGCCACGGUCACCCUCGUCUGCCUAUUCGCACCUAAGGUCUACAUUAUCUACUUCCACCCUGAAAAGAAUAUCCGGAAGCUCACGAUGAAUAGUGGCCCGGGAAGCAAAAGUCGCUAUGGUAUGUCUAGGUCCAACUGCUCCGCUACAUUGAACAGCACAGAUCUAAUCAUUUCGCAAUCACGGGUAAUGGGUCAAAUCAAGUCUUCAUCAAUUUUAGCCACUUGCAAAUCUCCCCCUGAAAGUUACGUUCGUCAGAGUUCCAGCAUGGGAGCUGACUGUGUAUUCACUAAUGCAAUGGUAACACAAUCCACACAGCCAUCUAGUACCUUAAGGGCAAUCUCAGAGGUACAUGAUCCUCACAACGAAAACGUAAUCUAUGAAAUAUACACAAUUUUUCUUUUACACAAUGAUGGAAAGUCUUGGGCUUAUUUGAAGAACUUACUCUUUUUAACUGGUUUAGCGGACAAUUUACUGGAACUCUCACAGCAGCCUCUUCAAUCUGAGUCAAAUGAUGCGGUUUCGACCAAUGCUCAUGUGUCAUGCCUCUCACCUAAGGACUUUUCAGACCCCAUGUUUGUUUCCCGAACGCCACAAACAACAGUGAGCUCCUCAGUCGGGAAUAGCUUGACGGGUGGAGCAAAAUUACCGUCAUAUCAAGUUAUUGUCUCACCACUGCCUCUCUUACUGGACAAUUUGGCAGUCAGUAUAACCUCAGUUCCGGCUUGCCUCUGCGAAGAAGCGGAAGAAAAGGAAUUUACUGAUGCUUUAACCGAUAGCUCGUCUUCGGUCUACAGUAAUGGCAGAUGCUAUUCCAAUCGGCCAACACCGAGUGACCUAUCUAUUAACGCUCCUAACUGCAAAGAUGACGACGGUGACUCAACCAAUUUGUACUUUUAUCAAAAUCGGAUUCGAGAACAUACAGAUAAUGUCUCUCAAAACUGGAGAAUGACCGAAGACACGGACUCGAAUAUAGAUCUUUGGGAGCAAGUUAAACCACUUGAAGAGGGUAGCAUUUAUCCUCGUGGGGCUGUGGAACGAACCCCACGUCCUUCUCAAUUUUGUGGUCUCGGAUAUGGCAUGUUUCAUAUAAACGGAAAGCCAGACGAAGAAAAAAUAAGUUCUGUGUAG